AUGAAUCACAUCUUGAAGAUAGGGAUUGAACAGUGUGAGGAUGGCAAACGCGGCUGUUCCGCCAGAUCACCCACACCAGCUGCAAUUGUGACGAAGCAGUGCAACCUAGGCGAAAGCGAUAUCGACAAUGCCAGAGCCGGCAAGAAACGGAGAAUUACCCUACCUAUGAGCCCGACAACCUUGGUUCCACCACCGAAUAAGCCGUUUCGGUUUCUCGAUCUUCCAGGAGAAAUUCGCAACCGCAUCUAUCACUACACAACUCUGCACCGUCGCCAAGCCCUCCUGGUCCACCUCCCCCGUCGCGCCACUCUUCGUCGUCGCCAAAAGCCUCGUCCUAGCAGCCGUUCUUGGGUCGGCCUAACCCAAGUCUGCUCCCAAAUCCGCCACGAAUACCGCCCUAUCUACCUCCUUAGCCAAGAAGUCGGACUCGACUUGACCAACACGCAAGAAUACCUGGACACAUUCUACCACGCCAGUCUUGGUCUCCCCGAAGACCGUGUCGGCAAUGUGACGAUCGCAGUCGGGGACGUGGUGCAAGAAGCAGAGAAAGUUGAGAAGGGGAUUAAUAUCCGGCCGCUGCUGGAUAUGUGGGCAAAUUCGCACCGCAUCGAGGCUGGGUUUGGAAGGUACAUGCGGGUGAGCUACGUCCCAGAGGUGGAUGGUGAGGCGAAGGAUUUGUAUCGGUUGUUCGGACGCCAAGUCUUGGAGAAUCGGAAGUGCUCGGUUAUGAAUAGAAUGUGGCGGAAGGUGCUGAGGGAGGGACAGUUGGCUGCAGUGAGGAUUCAUAGAAAGCCGAAGGAUGGUACGGACCCAUUUUUGCACAUCCUGUUCAAGCCGGAGUUCGGCCCAGAGUGGAUGAGAGGGGAUGGCAGAGGGGUACCGGAGAGCUGGUUAGAGCAGUUUGGGUUCGACCAAAUGGAGCACUUUGACGUCAAGGUUGGGGUGCUUCCUGUUGCUAGUUGA
Messenger RNA from Lindgomyces ingoldianus, 963 nucleotides. RefSeq lists its product as uncharacterized. Lineage: Eukaryota; Fungi; Ascomycota; Dothideomycetes; Pleosporales; Lindgomycetaceae. The transcript is spliced from 4 exons. Gene Ontology annotation, molecular function: protein binding. Bases 1 to 963 code for a protein of 320 amino acids. The record is from RefSeq and is a predicted model, not a curated record.